This is a messenger RNA of Bufo bufo (common toad), 1443 nucleotides long. RefSeq names its product basic helix-loop-helix family member a15 (gene BHLHA15). The record is from RefSeq and is a predicted model, not a curated record. Lineage: Eukaryota; Metazoa; Chordata; Amphibia; Anura; Bufonidae. Gene Ontology annotation, molecular function: protein dimerization activity. The transcript is spliced from 2 exons. Bases 172 to 711 code for a protein of 179 amino acids.
CCCAGGCUCACAGCAGCAGCUGCAGCCGCCUGCUACCUACCUCCCUGACUCUGACCUGCACCUGUAUCCUGGCAUAGACCUAAAGCACCGGAGCACUGAGAUCUUUGAUGUAGAAAGCCAGAAGAAGCUUUCUGGGAAGAAGAUCAGUUUGUCUUUGUUUUACGCUAAAAUAUGAAGACAAACCCAAGAUCAACACGGCGAAGACUGGAAAUCGACCUGGAGGAGGAAGAAGAAGAGAGUCUGGAACAGCAAACUUCCAGCGAGGAUGAUAACGACAAGUGCUACGUGUAUAAGGAGAAGAGUAAAAGUAAGAGCCAUGAACCGGGCAAGAGCGGCAACCGCAGGAAGAGGCCAUCAUCCCAGGGGACGGAGCACAGCACCCGAAGACUGGAGAGCAAUGAACGGGAGAGGCAGAGGAUGCAUAAGCUCAACAACGCCUUCCAGGCUCUAAGAGAAGUCAUUCCACAUGUCAGAGCAGAGAAGAAAUUGUCCAAAAUUGAGACGCUCACCUUGGCCAAAAACUACAUAAAUACUUUAACGGCCACCAUAUUGAAUAUGUCCAGUGGAUGCUUGCCCAGUGUCCAGCCUACUGAUACAGGGGGUGGUGGGAAGCUCUAUCAACAUUACCAGCAGCAACACGGAGAUGAGGACAGUGACGAACACUUAGAAAAAUACUCUACACAAAUCCACAACUUUCGGCAAGGUAGUUGAUGUCGAGCUCAAUGGAUUAUUAUUUUUUUUAACAUUAGUAUUGGGGAUACUGAAGAACCCUACAAGACUUACAGCAAUGAUGUAUUAUACCUAAUAUUCCAUUCUGAAACCAAUCAUCUGCCAUAAGAGGUCAUGACCACGAUGAUAUAUAGUGGAUGAUUGGAUUGAGGAAUGGAUUUCAGGGUUGGUAGAGUGUGAAUGUUAUGUAAAUUAUUAAAUUAUGGGGUCGCAAUGAGCUGUAAUGUUAUAAUCACUGGUUUUAUGUGAGAUACUUUUAUCUUUAAAGGGGUUUUCUAGGGAGGUUAAAAUAAUAAAAGAAGCAUUACUCACCUCCACUGAUCCCCUCCUACUGCUGUACCAAUGCUGCUCUCCACCUCCUUGUCCUGACUCAAGAUGCUGGAAAUACUCAGCCAAUCAUUGGCCUUGGUGGUGACCUGACUCUGGCCUUUCCAGCAUGUUGAACAGAACAAGAGAUGGAGAACAGCUUCAGGGAAAUGGUUGGUGGAGUGAAUAUGUUUUUUUUUUACCUGGUCUCCCCCACCCCCGCAAAUCUCUCCACAAAACCCCUUCAAGGGUGGUACCGCACUACCUUUUCCUGGAUUGUACAAAGUGCCAUCAAAUUCAUAUAGUUGCUUUUUUUACAAGCUUUUUUUUGGGGUGUAGCCUUUUUGUAGUCACAUUUUUUUCACAUAGAGAAUUCUAUAGGAAAAUGUUUAAAAACCACUACACAAA